Messenger RNA from Bubalus bubalis (water buffalo), 1845 nucleotides. RefSeq names its product keratin, type I cytoskeletal 39-like. Lineage: Eukaryota; Metazoa; Chordata; Mammalia; Artiodactyla; Bovidae. The transcript is spliced from 3 exons. The record is from RefSeq and is a predicted model, not a curated record. Gene Ontology annotation, molecular function: structural molecule activity.
AUGACCCUUGAAAUUGUGUGCAGUACCCCCAUGAAAGCCCUGGAGCUUAUUGCAUCUGUGCCAUUGUCUAGUUUUGGUUUGGUGAUUCUCCUCUCAGACUCUGGCCUCCCUCCAUUUGGGUAUUCUGAGGACCCUGCUAAACCAUUAAUUAAUUUUGUUCCAUGGACCAAAGUUGAACUUGGGUCUAUAGUAAACUAUUUUCCCAAGAAUGGAAAACUUCCUGCCUACUGUGAAACCACCUACAGCAAAGGCUAUAUAAGUACUUCAAAGAGGAAAAAGCCAAAAGGCUUGGAAUUUAGACUCAGUCGUGGUUGCCUUGAGCUUUGGAUCCUGGAGACCACAGACUUUGAAAUCAACCAAAGCUGGGCACACACUCUGGAUACCAAGGGCUGUACAACAACUAUGUCUUCCACAACACCUUGCCAAAGCUGUUCUGGGAUUACAGAUUUAACAACCAUCCUUCCUAACACCAGCUGCCAGCAUGGUGGUCUUAAAGCCAAUAGCUGUCAACCAACCGGCCAUGUUCUGAGAACUAUCCAGUCCCAGGACUACGAACCCACUCCUUGCUUUUCUCUCACACCCCUCUGCUUAAUCAACAACUUCAACACCUGUCCCUUUCUGGAUGAUUGUGGCUGGUGUGAUGGUGGCAUCAACAGGAAUGAGAAAGAGACCAUGAAAAUCUUGAACAAUCGCCUUACUAACUACCUGGAAAAGGUACGAAUGCUGGAAGGAGAGAACGCCACACUGGAGUGCAAAAUCCAGGAAGAAUGUAACAAAGAACUCCCGGUCAUAUGUCCUGACUACCUGUCCUACUAUGCAACCAUUGAGGAGCUCCAGCAAAAGAUCUUGUGUACCAAGGCUGAGAAUUCCAGACUGGUUUCACAAAUUGACAACACCAAACUGACUGCUGAUGACUUGAGAGCCAAAUAUGAAGCUGAGGUGUCCCUACGCCAGCUAGUGGAGGAAGAUGCCAAUGGCCUACAGCAGAUCCUGAAUGCACUGACGCUGGGCAAGGCUGACCUGGAGGCACAAGUCCAGUCUCUGAAAGAGGAGCUCCUUUGCCUCAAAAACGACCAUGAACAGGAAAUCAGUUCCUUACAGAGCCAGCUUGGGGACAGACUCAACAUUGAAGUGACCAGUGCCCCUUCUGUUGACCUAAACCGGGUUCUAUGAGAAAUGAGAUGUCAGUAUGAGUUGAUCAUGGAGACAAACCACAAAGAUGUAGAAGAGUGGUUCAACACACAGAUGGAGGAGCUGAACCAGCAGGUGGUGACCAGCACUCAACAACAGCAGUGCUACCAGAAGGAGAUCAUUGAACUGAGACGCACCAUGAAUGCUCUGGAGAUUGAACUGCACACCCAGCACCGCAUGAGAGACUCCCAGGAAUGUGCCCUGACAGAAACGGAAGCCCGCUACGCAGUCUUGCUGGCCCAGAUCCAGUGUCUGAUCAAUAACCUAGAGGCUCAACUGGCAGAGAUCCGGGGGGCCCAGGAAAGACAGAACCAAGAAUAUGAGAUUCUGCUAGAUGUCAAGUCACAGCUGGAGUGUGAGAUUGCCACAUACCACAGCCUUCUGGAGAGCUCAGAUGGCAAGCUUCCCUGUCACUUGUGUGCCAUCAAGCAUGAGCCUUCUGCUUGCAUAUCCAGCAAGGCCAGGACCAUGGAAUGCACAGCCCCAGUUCACACAUCAUCCUUAGGCACCUGUGGGAUACAUGAGUCCUGCAGCAUCCUGCCCAGAAUUCUGGUUAAAAUCUGCACCAUCACUGAGGAGAUCAAGGAUGGGAAAGUCAUUUCUUCUCACAAGCACGUGCAGCCUUGCUUCAUCACCAGAACUGCCAAAGCCUGA